CUCCUCCAUAGCCUCCCCAAGCAUGAGCUCCUCUCCCCUGCUCUCCUCCACCCCUCCCAUGGCCGCCCCCAGUUCCUGGGCCUCCCCGUUCCACGAAAAGAGAGCUUAGCGCUACCAAGCUCUCCGUCCUUUCGAGUUCUCGGCUGCUUUCUCCGUCCCGGUCAUCAAUCUUCGUCGAGCAGAGAGAGAGAGAAGGAGGUGGUCAGAUUUGCGCGAGAUCCAUGGGGAAGUACGUGGAGCUGCUGGACAUGGGGGUGCGCAUCGCCGCGCGGUUCCACUCCCACUGCCCGCAGACGGCCCGGAUGUACUACCACCCUCCCGCCUCCUCCUCGGCCGCCCCCGGCGCCGGCGACGCCGGCGGGAUGGUGCCCGGCGAAGGAGGCGCCGUGGCCAUGGCCAUGAUGAAGAGGCAGCAGCGGGCCGCCAUCGACGCCACGGAGAUUAUUCUCUACACCGUCGUCUAGGCCGGCUGCUGCUGCGCUCAUCCGGAUGUAUCCCGCCAUUGAAGAGAGAGAGAGAGAUGCUAUCUUCUUUUAUUGUACUUUUGUUUUAUUUUCGAAUCGAGGAGAGGGAGAUGAAAUAUGGGAGAGAAUGUUCAAUUGAUUGAAUGAAUGGAUUGAAGAAUUUGCGAGUUAAA
Molecule: messenger RNA, 637 nt
Organism: Aegilops tauschii subsp. strangulata
Lineage: Eukaryota; Viridiplantae; Streptophyta; Magnoliopsida; Poales; Poaceae
Source: RefSeq, a predicted model, not a curated record